Messenger RNA from Linum trigynum, 5529 nucleotides. The record is from the annotation of a GenBank genome assembly. NCBI's taxonomy places the organism in Eukaryota, Viridiplantae, Streptophyta, Magnoliopsida, Malpighiales, Linaceae.
GCAUAAUCAAUGGUGAGGUGAAUUCCAUAAGAAGAGGCCUAUCCAAUAAGAACUUACACAAGCGACAUAGGAGACGGCGGCAAGAAAACUUUACCUUUGGAGAGUGCACUUUGAACAAUCGGAAUCAGUGUAUAUUGGGCCAGGCCCACGUUGAUGACGUUGAUGACGCUGAGCCUAGUACUGUCGAGAAGCUCAGCAGCCCGAGUGCCCAUGCAGCUCAUGUCUUUCCCACGUCCAAGGAGAUUCCCUUAUGUGUGAUGAGUUGUAACCCUUAGGCAGCCCUAGUUACUAGUAUAAAUGGGCAGCCGAGAGCUUGCUUGUAUGCAAGUUAAAAACCCUUAUAUCAAUAAUAUCAGUAGCCGGAGAGAUUCAAAAGCUCUCCCGUGGAUUAGUCCCGAUUCGUCGGGGAUACCACGUUAAAUCGUGUCUUGUGUUAUUUCGUUAUUCAAAGUUUUACAUGGUAUCAGAGCGAUAAGCUCCAGGUGUUCAUCUUCGUGUCGCUAUGGCCUCCGACGAAGAGUCUUCCAUCACGACGCCGCAAGGGAAAGGGAAGGCCUUCGAUGAUUUACCGCCGUUCUAUCAACUUCACCAAUCCGACGGCCCAGGAAACAUGCUGGUCGGGGAUGUUCUCACCGCAAACAAUUAAGGUGAAUGGGUUUUGGACAUGAAGGAUGCCCUUCUUGCCAUGAACAAGUAUGGUUUCAUCGAUGGUUCAAUCAUCAAGCCCACGAAGUAGUAUUCGAUUUGCUGCCCAUGCCCGUGAGAUUUGGGUUGAUCUGCGUGAUAGGUUUGGGCAAAGUAGCUACUCUCAUGCAUAUGAAUUAAGACGCCUGAUUUCACUACUCCAACAAGAAAAGAAAUAUGUUUCCUCCUUUUACACGAGUUUGAAAUCAUUUUGGGAAGAAGCUGCGGCCAUCUCGCCAACUCCAAGUUGUACGUGUGGUCAUUUUACUUCUGAUGUGUCCCGCCGAGUACGUGAACAGCAAGAGAUAGCUAGACUCUUUGACUUUCUUAUGGGCCUCGAGGACGUGUUUGGUGCCGUUCGUACCCGGGUCUUGGCUACGAAGCCAAUUCCCAAUCUUGGGGAGGCUUUCAAUAUUAUUCUCCAUGCUGAACAACACAAACUUAUCUCACAAAAUCGAAAAUACCAACCUGAAGCUGCCGCGUUUGCCGCACAAGGAGAGUCUGAGAAACCCAGCCAUGGAAGCGGUGAUUGCAGCUCGGGGGAGAGGGAACGCCAUCGUUGUACACAUUGCCAACGUAUUGGUUGGAUUUUAUCUUUGUCUUUUGGUCAUAAUAAUCAGUCGUGUCAUUCAUGUUCACGUGCUAAGCAGUCUAGACUUUCUUUUGAGACAAGUACGAUUAAGACGUCUUCUAGUUUUGAUCUCAUUCACAUUGAUCUCUGGGGUGGUUACAGGAUUGCUUCUCUCAUUGGUGCCCAUUUUUUCUUAACUAUUGUAGAUGAUUUCACUCGCAGUAUUUGGGUAUAUCUGCUACGGUUCAAAUCCGAUGUGGCUCAGUAUCUCUUACAGUUUUUACAAAUGGUGAAGACACAGUUUGGGAAAACUGUUAAACGCAUCCAGGCUGACAACGGCUAUGAGUUUAAUAAUGAACCACUACGUUCUUAUUAUUCUCGCGAGGGUAUUUUACUUCAGACUUCUUGCACCGACACACCACAGCAGAAUGGUGUGGUUGAGCGCAAACAUCAUCAUAUCCUGGAUACCGCUCGCGCCCUCCGUUUUCAGGCCAAUCUUCCACUCCGGUUUAAGAGCGAAUGCAUUCUUACAGCUGUUUAUCUCCUUAAUCGCAUGCCGGCCACUGCUACUGGCAAGUCACCUUUUGAGAUCCUCUUUGGUAAGCCAGCUACUUAUCGUCAUCUGCGUUUUUUCGGUUGUUUGAUUUAUUAUAAGGACACUCAUGACCACCUAGACAAGUUUGGUGAACGAGGAAGAGCCGAAGUUUUUCUUGGCUAUGCCCCUACCAAUAAGGGAUUUCUAGUCUAUGAUUUGGUCUCACGCAAGGUUCUAACAUCUCAUGGUGUUCAAUUCCACGAGAGUUCUUUUCCCUUUCAUCAUGGCAUGCAACGAGAGUUUCAUUGGGUGCCUCGGCCUGUGUUUUCUGCACCUGAUGACGAAGCAUCUUUCUCGGACCCACAUGUCCUCACGUCCGAAGAUGAAAUUCGUCCCUCGCCGACUAUCGAGUCUACCACAUUCUCCCCUAGUGCCGAGUCUGUGUCUCCCAGCUCAAGCACUUCACCAGUCACUGCCCGCAACCACUCGGUUGCCCCUCCUUCUCCUGCUGAAGCCGAUCCCACACCUUCGCCUCCGCAUCUUCGACGAGGUGACCGUGUGCGCGUGAGGCCCAAAUACCUAGAUAAUUACAUCACGCUUGAUGACCACAAGGGAAGUGCUUCCCAUUCAGUUCGAUACCCUCUUUCCUCCUACGUUUCUUAUGAUGGUUUUAAACCAACCUAUUUUGCUUUUCUUGCAGCGCUAACCGGGAUUGAGGAGCCGGCCACGUUUCAACAAGCAUUCCGCGACCCUCGAUGGCGGGCUGCGAUGGGAAAAGAGAUCCAGGCCCUCGUGCAAAACAGUACUUGGAAUCUCGUGGAACUCCCUCCUGGAAAACGAGCCAUCUCGUCAAAAUGGGUUUUUAAAAUCAAAUUCUACCCUGAUGGCAGUAUUGAGCGAUUCAAGGCGCGACUGGUAGCCAAGGGUUAUACCCAGAUUGAAGGCCUUGAUUUCCAUGAUACAUUUGCCCCGGUUGCAAAAUUGGUUAUCGUUCGUUGUCUCAUCGCAGUUGUAGUUAAUCGUGGUUGGCAUCUUCAUCAAUUGGAUGUUAACAACGCCUUCCUCCAUGGUGAGCUUGAGGAGGAGGUUUACAUGACUAUUCCUCAAGGGUUUCGAGCACCUGGUGAUAACCGAGUCUGUAGGCUACGCAAGUCCAUCUAUGGUUUGAAACAGGCUUCUCGCAAUUGGUAUCAGAAAUUCACCUUGGAAAUGCUCGAUUUUGGUUUUCGGUCUUCUCCAGCUGAUGCGUCUUUGUUUAUCUACCAGCGGCGGAGCACUUUUGUCACAGCUCUCAUCUAUGUGGAUGAUGUACUUCUGGCCGGAAAUGAUUUACCAUUCAUUGAUCGUGUUAAACAGUUUCUUGAUGCUCGUUUUAGCAUCAAGGAUCUCGGCCCUCUUCGCUACUUCUUGGGUAUUGAGAUUGCUCGCUUAUCCACUGGUUUCGUCCUCCACCAGCGGAAGUAUGCUCUCGACAUCCUAGAAGACACGGGUGUUCAGGGGUCCCGGCCUAGUUCCUUCCCAGUUGAGCAGAAUCAUCAGUUGACAAAAUCCACUGAUGAUGUGUUACCAGACCCCUCUCUAUACAGACAUUUGGUUGGUCUUCUCUUGUACCUGACCAUCACGCGUCCUGACAUCACUUAUGCUAUUAAUAUCCUCAGCCAGUUUGUUCACGCACCCAGUCAGAUGCAUUUAGAUGCUGCUUUUCGGGUGUUGCGUUAUAUUAAAGGCUCUCCUGGUCAGGGUCUUUUCUUUCCUAUUGAUGCUACCCUUCGUCUCACUGCUUAUUGUGAUGCCGAUUGGGGUGGUUCCCAGCGUACGCGUCGCUCCACGACUGGCUAUUUCAUCACACUUGGCAGUGCUCCCAUUUCUUGGCGAACCAAGAAGCAACGAGUUGUCGCACGAUCCUCGGCCGAAGCAGAAUACAGGGCUAUGGCCAGUACUGUCAGGGAGAUCAUAUGGCUUCGUUGGUUGCUCCAGGAACUUGGUGUACCUCAGUCUGGUCCGACUCCUCUCCAUUGUGAUAACCAGGCGGCCCUUCAUAUUGCCAAUAAUCGGUCUUUCAUGAGCGCACUAAACAUGUGGAAAUGGACUGUCACUUUGUUCGUGAGCGAGUUCAGUCGGGCCAUAUUCUUCCUGUCAAGGUUUCUUCUACUCUUCAACUGGCGGAUCUUCUCACCAAAGGUCUCGGUGCUGAUCGUUUUCGAUUUCUCUUGUCCAAGCUGCACGUUGGGGAUCUUCACGCUCCUGCUUGCGGGGAAGUAUUUGGCCAGGCCCACGUUGAUGACGUUGAUGAUGCUGAGCCUAGUACUGACGAGAAGCUCAGCAGCCCGAGUGCCCAUGCAGCUCAUGUCUUUCCCACGUCCAAGGAGAUUCCCUUAUGUGUGAUGAGUUGUAACCCUAAGGCAGCCCUAGUUACUAGUAUAAAUGGGCAGCCGAGACCUUGCUUGUAUGCAAGUUAAAAACCCUUAUAUCAAUAAUAUUAGUAGCCGGAGAGAUUCAAAAGCUCUCCCGUGGAUUAGUCCCGAUUCGUCGGGGAUACCACGUUAAAUCGUGUAUUGUGUUAUUUCGUUAUUCAAAGUUUUACAGUGUAAAAAGCUGCUAUAGGCGGCGGGGUUGCUCUAAGUGAACCGGAGAUCAAUCAAUCAGCGACAGUAAUCAAUCCUCUGGCUUCUUUUGCAUGAGGGAGACAACUGUUUGAAAAUCCAAGUAGUGGAAUCGAUCUAUGGCAGGCAAGGAGACUGUUGUGGACGAUAUAGUAGUUUCUUCUUGACCUGGUGUGAAGGAGAUGAAGACUGGUCGGAUUCACAACGUGUAGCUUUAACGAGGCAUCGGUCCUUUCAGACUAAAUGAAAGGCAAGUCCAGUGCACUCGUCAUUCCCCUGCGGUAUAACGGAGUGGGGUUGGUGCAGAGGAGAUGGGCACUCGUCGGAGCACGGCGAUGAGCUUUGCGAGGUGACGGUCCAAGCUAAAUGCAUUGCUGGCCAGUUGGCCCCGAUUGAAUUGAUAAGGUCAUUUUGGCCCGUGCAGAUGACGAAAGAGAAAAAAUAACAUUGCCCAUACUACCCCUCCGACAAACGCUCCCGGAACAGGAAAUUUGAAAUGGAGAACUCAGUUUUCCCAUUUUGCUUUUAUAUAUUGUGCAGAAACACUAAACAAAGUGCUAUGUUCUGCCCAGGGGUGGGCAUCAGUAUGGUCCGGACAAGAUCGAACCAAAUUCAGGAGAACCGAGGUUCAAUAGUGAAAGGUAUAUUAGGACUAAGUAUCAGACCAAUAAUGCAUCCGAUCCACUUUGAUUCGGUCUAAAUAUCAAUUCGAUCCAUUUUUCUUUAGUUUUAAUAAAAUUAAUUAGACCAAGGAAUGAACCAUAUUAUAUUCAAUUAAGUGUGGUCCGGUCCAAACAUCGGUUUGGUCCGAUGUGGUUCGGUAUGGACCAACUUAUUGCCCACCCCUACUCUCUGAAGGGGAAACCCAAGCAACGGCGGACAGAUUGCAGCUCCCGAAAACCGUAACGCCACUACUCCAUCAUUGGAUCAUGAAACCCUGGUGGUCGGAGAAACCAUAAAUUUACCAGAAAAUCCGCCCCAAUCUUGAGAAACGGAUUGCAAUAUUGCGAUCCUAUACGACUUCUCAAAAAAAUCAUGAAAACCUCAACACGAAAUCUUACCAUUAAAUGAAUUAUAAUACCAUAACAUAAACCAAGUAAUUCGAUAAUUAUAUACGAUAAAAUAAAUCAAUUCAU